GCCUUUCUCUAGAUCUCUAGGUCAAUGUUACUUUUCGGUUUAGCUUCAAAAUUUAAAGUUCCAAAUUAAAAAGUAAAAUGAAAAAACAAAUUAUCAAAGAGUUUGUGACCGUGAAGAAGGUGCGAUAUCUACCACGAGAUCCACCGCCGGAACCACCCCCACCCAAACGACAUGUGCUUGUCGUUGGUAUUGUGACGCUGGAUAUGAUUACUGUGGUCGAUGAUCAUCCCAAGCCAGGCAUGGUGCAGCGCACUGAAGAGGGCACCUGGCGACGCGGCGGUAGAGCCUCUAAUGUGUGCGACGUCCUGCGACGCUUGGGCACCGAAUGCCAGUUUCUUGGUCGUCUAAGCAGUGCUAGAGCCUUCGAGAGUAUAGUCUUGAGUUUCCAGUCGAUGGGCAUAGACAUCUCCUCGUGUCCAUUCUCACCGCAUCAACCGGCUCAUCAGAGCAUUAAUAUAGUGCGAGGCCGUGGCACUCGCACCACCUUGGAAUACUCGAAUCGUCAUCACGAGCUCUCAUAUCAACAGUUCUUAGGCGCUGUAGAUUAUCGGAAUUACUCUUGGAUUCACUUUGAGGCACGCAAUGCCAAGGAGACAUUGAAAAUGAUUCAUGCGGUCCGGGAUUACACCGAACGAGCGGGUGGACCAAAAAUUGUAAUUUCUGUGGAUGUAAAUAAUCUAAGGCCAUUGAAUCUCUCCUUGGCCAACAAUGUGGACUAUGUGUUUGUUCGUAGGCAGCUUAGGAAUGAUUACGCCUUCAUGAAUGGCCAUGAGACGGUGUGGGCCGUAAGGGAGAAGAUGCGAAAGUAUCGAACUCGCUGGGAAACAGAACAAAUCAAGAAAUCACCAUAUCAUGAAACAAAUGAACCCAAGAUAAAGAACGACGAUGACAGCGACGAGAAUUCGGAUGACGAUUGUCUGGUAAAGGGACCAAACGAAGCAGUUAUACUGUAUAACAAUUAUUUAGAGGGAGCCAGUUGCCUGUUGCCCGAUGACACCUACUUCAAGGUGGGUAAACAUCCAGUACAAAAAGUUGUGGACAAUGUCGGCGAGAAUGAUACAUUCACUGGCGCUGUUAUCUAUGCCCUGCAGGUGGCCAAUAUGAGUCUACGCGAUGCCAUGGAAUAUGCCACUCGAGCUGUAUGCCUUAAAAUAUCCCAAGAUAGUUUCGAUGGUCUUCGUUGUAUGCCCAAAGAUUUAAUAGGAUGCUAUUAUGCCUAGUGUGAUGGAGUAGAUCUCUUAUGUAGAACAGGGAAAGGGAGGAGGAAACACACCACAAUUGCGUUUCACCUUGAUACAAUAGAAAAUCAUUGAGAGACUUUCAUUGGAAGUCAUCGUCUUCGACAGUCAAUGUGUUAAUGGUUAAUCAUCAUGUUUUCUUGUACGAUUGAUAACGAAUGGUGGGACUGGGACAAAUAAUUGAGAAGGCGGAUCAGAUAAGGGACUGAGGAGACAUUCAAGAGACAAUGAGUGGCAGAAGAAACCUCAUUAGCAUUAGUUGUUGCCUUAUCUUCCCAAUUCGAGUUGCAGAUAAAUCCCAGCCAUAUAAGGCCAACUCCA
This is a messenger RNA of Drosophila willistoni, 1559 nucleotides long. RefSeq names its product ketohexokinase. Gene Ontology annotation, biological process: fructose metabolic process. The transcript has a single exon. Bases 78 to 1220 code for a protein of 380 amino acids. The record is from RefSeq and is a predicted model, not a curated record. Gene Ontology annotation, molecular function: ketohexokinase activity. NCBI's taxonomy places the organism in Eukaryota, Metazoa, Arthropoda, Insecta, Diptera, Drosophilidae.